This is a messenger RNA of Diversispora eburnea, 740 nucleotides long. NCBI's taxonomy places the organism in Eukaryota, Fungi, Glomeromycota, Glomeromycetes, Diversisporales, Diversisporaceae. The record is from the annotation of a GenBank genome assembly.
ACAAUGAGUAUUCCACAAAAGAAAAAAAAGAAGGGUUGGAAGAAAUAAUAAUCGAUGGAAGUAUUUAUAAAAAUUCAAACACGAUUGAUAAAAAAACAGCUGAGAAACUUGAAGGAAGAAGUGUAGAUUUGUCAGAAUAUCCUAAUUUAGAAAAAUUAAUAAUCGAUGGUAAUCUACUUAAAAGCAAAUUAACUAGUUUAGAUUUAACUAAUUGUAAUAAAUUGACUAUUCUUGGUUGCUCUCGCAAUGAAUUAACUAGUUUAGACCUAAGCAAAAACGAAAAAUUAGAAGAGUUAUAUAUCAGUGACAAUAAUUUUUUCACCCAAGAUUUAUCAUUUUUAAGUCAUUUAUUAAACCUAAAAGAACUUUGUUUAGGAAAUUAUAAUAAUAAAGAAAAGAUUAACCAAGGUCUUUACAAUCGCUUCAUGGGUUCCUUAAAACCCUUAAAAAAUUUAACUAAAUUAAAAAAAAUAGAUAUUAAAGAUACUGAUAUCAGUCAUGGUUUAGAGUAUUUACCCGACAGUGUGGAAGAAUUGGGUUGUUCAGUUGAUGAAAGAAAGGAUGCACAAGUACAAACUAUUUAUAAUCUCUUUGCUAAUGAGCAAGGGGUGGUAGAAACAGAUACUUUUGGACUUAUAAAAAACUUUCCUGCCAAACUUCAAGUCUAUAAACAAAAAAUCCAAACACAGAGCAACCAAGCUCAAACUGUUCAAAUUGAAAUUCUUACUACUAAUAAAUAG